Molecule: messenger RNA, 4845 nt
Organism: Limulus polyphemus (Atlantic horseshoe crab)
Lineage: Eukaryota; Metazoa; Arthropoda; Merostomata; Xiphosura; Limulidae
Product: cardioacceleratory peptide receptor-like
Exons: 8
Coding region: 305-1636 (443 amino acids)
Biological process (GO): G protein-coupled receptor signaling pathway
Cellular component (GO): membrane
Molecular function (GO): vasopressin receptor activity
Source: RefSeq, a predicted model, not a curated record
AGCCAGCAAAGUGGAACCACACCAGUUCAACAGUCCAGAAAGUCACAAAAAUCAUCUUGGCUUGCAUCUGGUUGAAGCUAUUUACAGAAAACUUUGCAUUAAUUUUGUAAUAUUAGUUAAUGUUAUUAUUCAUAAAUAUUGUCUCGAACACAAUUAGUAGAAUCGAUUGAAAUCAAAACCGACUUAUUGAAGCUUCCAAACAAUUAAGAAUAUCUUUCAUGAUAAAGCUAAUAUUUACGCAUCUGGUAUAGAUAAAUCUAAAAUUUCUGAAAUUCUGAGCUAGCCUAAAGUCCUACAACCGACCAUGGAAUGUGACAUGCCCGAUUGUUUGCCGGUUUCAGCAGCUUCUGUAUAUGAAGAUCUAAGUUACAAUGAAACACAGAACCUAACCAAGAACGUAUCCCAAAACGAUGAACUUAAGAUCUACCAUUUUUAUCAAACAGAACAGCUGACGUUUCUAUGGAUUCUCUUCGUCAUGAUCGUUUUGGGAAACGGGUGUGUUUUGGUGGCGCUGUUGUUGUCUAGCAACAGGAAAUCCCGGAUGAACUUCUUCAUAAUGCACCUGGCCAUAGCAGAUAUGACUGUAGGUCUGGUCAGUGUGCUUACGGACAUCGUUUGGAGAACCACAGUGGAGUUCCAUGUAGGAAAUAUUGGGUGUAAGAUCAUCAAAUACCUCCAGAUCUUAGUUACUUAUUCCUCUACGUAUGUGCUGGUGGCGCUGAGUAUUGACCGUUAUGACGCCAUUAUCAACCCAAUGAAAUUUUCAGGAGGAUGGAAGAGGGCUCGAAUACUUGUUAUAAGUGCUUGGGGUCUUAGUGCUGUGGCUUCAGCUCCUUCUUUGUUUCUGUACAAUGAAUCCAAGAAAAGUGGUAAGUUUCAGUGCUGGGCUGAGCUUCAACCUUGGCAGUGGAAAAUCUACUUUACCCUGGUGGCCAUCUCGGUCUUCUUUCUUCCAGCAGUUAUUAUUUCCAUUUGCUAUACUGUCAUCGUCUGGACUAUCUGGACCAAAAGUGGACCAAUAACGUAUUCAAAGCAAAAGAGAACAACUUUUCUAUCUAAAGCAAACACAAUGAAACUUAGAACGACCAUUAGCGUAGAAGAAAAUCGAAGAAUAAGUUCCAGAGGAAUUAUCCCAAAGGCUAAAGUCAAAACGAUCAAGAUGACGAUUGUGAUUGUCCUAGUGUUUAUUUUGUGCUGGAGUCCGUAUUUCGUCUACGAUCUACUACAAGUGUUUGGCUAUAUUAGACACAAUCAGACUACGAUUGCAAUUUCAACAUUUGUCCAAAGUUUGGCACCACUCAACAGCGCAGCUAACCCGAUCAUUUACUGCUUCUUUACCACUACUCUUUACCGGAAUCUGAGAAAAUUACCAUUCUGCAACUGGCUUGCAAAAAGCGUCUGUUUCUGUUUCCCAUCGAUGCAGCGCCCUCUACGAGACGCCACAUUUUUCCGAACUUCAGAAAACACCAUGUCAGAGUCAUUAACCAGGUCAUCCCGAAGAAAUUCUGGAUCCCACUUUUCGCUCAAAUCCAACCCAUCUAUUAGCACUACUCCUAAGCGACACAUAGUGGACAAGAAUAGAACCAAAACAUGUAUCUUGGGAACCGGUCAAAACCAGACCUGUUCAGAUGUCUGAAAUUGGUAUUUUUAUAGUACUGGAGCUACUAUAUACGCCAAUUUAUUUUAUUGUUGUAUAAGUAUAUUUAAUGACGUAAUAGAUAGAAAUUUUGUGAUGAAAUGAAUGUUUUUGUAUCGUAUCUUAACUAUCAUGAAAUAGGUAAGCCUUCGUACUGUGUAACAUCCAUUUCAUCAGCCAAACCCAUAGCUUGCUGUUAUAGUUAUUCAUGCUUAAUGUUUGUCCUAAUCAUAAAGGGAAAAAAAUGAAAUCAGUCAAAAACGUUGUGACUAUACUCGGAGCAAGAGCGAAUAAAUUAAAUUGUUGUGUAUAUGAAAACAAGCUCUGUACACCUUAACUUUGCUUGUCUACUUUGAAAGUAACAACGUACAUUAAUAAGUAGUAAAAAUACCAUUCCUAUUUCUUGUGCAAUGAUAAGUAUAUAUAUAUAGUAUAUAUUUACAGUACUUGUUUGGAUUUAUGUCAUUCGUAACGGAAUAAGUUUAUGUUUCCGUUACACGAUGGUUAAUGAUAAGUGGGGUUAUACAUAAUCAUAUUGUUUACUUCCAUGUAAAGUGAUUGUGAUUUUACAGUGAAUGGUAUUUAUACAAUAUUUCUUUAAAAUCACUCUUGAAGUUUCCCAUGGAGUAACCAAAUAAAAUAUAAAUAAUAAAAUAUCAUAUAGUCCUUUUCAAUUCCCGAAUAAUUGAACAUUUAUUUAAUAUUUAAAUAUUUAUAAUCCUAAAACAUUAAUUACUUUGAUUAUAAUUGAUGUUUAUGUCAUAGACGAGCGUGAACAUGUAAUACAUUUCUCCAAGUUUUUGUUAUUACAGUCAUAACAUUUUUAUUACGCAAUAGGAAUAACUUAGAAAACAAAAAAUUACACACUGUAGGUAAAUAAAGGGAAUAAUUAAAAGUUUGCAGAUUACGUUUGACCAUACGAUUAACAUAGACGCCAUUAUUUAGGUAAUAUCAAGAUGCAGAUACAACACUUGCAUUAACCUCACAGAAAUAAACCAAACUUUAAGAACUACUGUGCCAUGCUCGAGAGUAUUAGUAGCCCCAAGGAUUACCAAUAAGAUUAAUCUCGAAAACACAUUUGUUUUAGCUAUAAUACAAAACCAUCGAUAGAAUGUCGUAACUCUUUUACCUGCAUCAAAGUCGUAAGCUUAGUGUUUCCACAGGGCUCGGCAGGUUCAUCUUUGUUGUUUAUCUUUCAGUGUUUUUCUUUCCUACAAUAUAAAUUGUUUUUCCAGUCUACUGGUUUUCGAGGUUAUGUAUUUGUUUAGUUCUCGUGUUUCGAUUCUGAGUGACUGUAUGACGAGUAGAGUUAGUGAUAAGAGAUGACUUUAUUACAGGUGAACUUUCUCUUUCAGUUUAUAAGUUUUAAAUUGCCUUAGUCAUAUAUUUUAUGGGUUAUUAAUGGAUUUGUCAUUUUACUAAUAUCACCAAAAAACGAUGCUGCUCUCCUGUCAAUAAAACAAAGUGAUAAUCUUGUGAAAAAACAGAGUUAACUACCCAAAGCUUAAAGAAGGGACCUAAUAUGUGAUAUUUAACUGAAGAAGGUACUUAAAUGUAAGCAAUUUGACUGGUUUUCUUAUUAUUAUUUAUUUUUGUGGUUAGAUUAGAUCUCAUUGUAAACUUACAAGUUAUCUAGGUUUAAGUUUUUUUAUAAUUUUCUAAACAAAUCAUUAGAAUAUUCUCGCAUACGGGAACUUCUGUAAGUACGUGAAUACUUCUUGGGUAUCGAAUACUUCUAAGAGUGUGAAGAAAGAGGAUAAGAUUAGUCACAUUCACGUGAUUCCAUAAUUGAUACUUUAAGCAGCUUCCCUGGUCUUAGAAAUACCUAAUAUACUUUAUGUAUUUCACCAUGGAACUUAUUCACAUUGAUAAUCUUACAUUUACGUCAACACCGUAUUGAUUCAUCUACGUCUGACACAAUCUUUACUUUGUGAUCCCAGCUCCCCGUCCAAAGUCGUUUUACUUUUGCUUUCAGUAUUCACAUAAAUAAUCUUGUUUACGUCACGUGUAGUGCUCAAGACAAGUUACUUCAUUACUGUCAUAAUGGAAAGUCAUUUUCUUUCACUGUCUGGUUAGACUCAAGUGUGUAAACUUUUUCACCGUCAUCGCUCUUGCAGUCUUGAAACCACCUGGUAUAUGUUUCAAUUUUCGUGUUUUUCUGUGAUUUAACUAUGUCAUAUCAUAUAGGUAUUGUUAAUGAUGUAAAUUGUUCACUUAAUUAAUGUUGUUCAAAUAAUAUUAAAAAUGAUAACGUUUAUUGUACAUAAUUGUUUUGAAUAUAGUGAAUGUCUAAACUGAUUAUACUGUACAUCCCGUUCUGUAUUGACUUUCUAUUUUUUUCAACUAUUAACAGCGCACCAAAGGAAAAAAAUGCUUUACUAAAAUACACCCUUGAAGAAGGUGUUACGUCAGAAAACGUGACAGGUGAAUGACGUUUUUUGGAGAUAGAUGUUUAAUAGUUAUCGUUAUAGCAUGUACUAGGUUCUAGUCAGCUCAGAUUAACAUGUAGUAAAAGAUAACAGAAGUCUUUAUGAGUUUGUUUGAUCGAAGUAUAUGUCAUUACUUAUAUAUUAUGUAUUUGUAUAAUAAUAAUAAAAAAAAUCGAAAACCAUGUAACAGUGAAUAUUUCGUUGUUCGAAUAUUAGAAUAUUAAAUAACUCUUGAAACAGUCUCAGAGGGUCGUUUAUGACGACUCAAAAUAAGAAGAGAUAAUGGCUUUGAUGUAGUUGUUCUAACUGGUUACUAAAAAUCUUUAAAAUAAUGUAUAGUAUUAGUAGAAUAUACCAUAAAGACAAAGACGUUUGAAGGAUUCUACAUUAUGUUAUUAUUUUAAAUCAGUUCGUCUACACCAUCCUCAACAACAGAGAAAGCUACUUUUUCAGGAAUGUUUAAUAAGAACGAACUGUUUUUCUUAUUGUUUGGCCCCAAAAAUGUGAUCCACUUCUCGAUAUUAAUAAAUUAUUUACAAAGAAAGAAGACACUUUCAACUUUAUUUGUUGCAAAAUAACAGAGUUUAUACCAGGUACUUGUAGCAUGUUACAAAUAGUAGAAUAUAUAUAUGUGUAUAUACAAAAAUUACUUAUCAACUUUAACCUAAUAACUAAAUUUAUAAUUCCCUCUUGUUCUUUUUAAAUAAUAUCCCUAUAAUAAGUGAGCACAACGUAUGUCUGAGGACUUAUAAGACUAAAAUCUAGGUUUCGAUUCACGUG